GGGACAGUUACAUCAGUUCCUGUGUGCACCUCUAAAUGAACGACGUGCGCUGCUGCUGCUUCACGAUACUUAUUCGCAGGACGCAGCAGAAUAGCCAUAAAUUGCGUCGGAGGUGUUGCUGGGAACUGAGAUCAACAUAAAGACGUCACUUCGCGCUCGGGUUGGUUUAGCUGUGGCGAGGCAAAGUGCGCAGCUUUUCUCCUGAUCUACAAUAACAACACGCUCCUCCAGGAGCAGCGGUGGCACCAUGACCGAGGAUAACGCUGGGCUUUUGGAGAGAUCUCCUCGCCUCGUGGACGUAAGAUCUGCGUCAGACCCAUAGCGAAAGCGAGCCUUUAAAACUGCUUUGCCCUGGAGAGCGGAUUGGAUCGUAUUGCGCAAAGAAGGACUAAAGACGUGCAUUUGAAGAGCCAUGGAGGAAACGACUACAGCUGCUCCACCCACUGGCCCUGGCACCAUCCCCUCCGCACCACGACCCCCCGCUCCCCCCUGCGCCCUGUCCCGCAGCCUGGUGGAGUGGAGACGCAGAGUCAAGUCUGAAUACAUGCGCCUACGCCAACUUAAACGCCUUAAGAAAGCAGAGCAGGUCAAGAACCUGUUCAUGGCAAACAGACAGAAGAUUGAGGAGCAGACUAAUGUUUUAAAUACAGAAUGGUCAAAGCUCAGAAUUCAAGCCAUUCCCGUGUCAACAUCCAUUGGAGCCCUGCCCAGCAAAAAGAUGUGCUCGGUGGAGUUUGGCUACCCGUCCUUCAAGCCUCAGUCAGUUCCUUUGAGACCACUGUCUACUGUGGCAGCCAUUCCCUUCAUGUACUCCUGGUCACCUCUGCAGCACAACUUCAUGGUGGAGGAUGAGACUUUUCUUCAUAACAUCCCGUACAUGGGCGAUGAAGUCCUGGAACAAGAUGAGGCCUUUUUGGAGGAGCUCAUUGACAACUACGAUGGUGUCCAUGGCGACAGAGAGGGUGGAUUUAUCAGCGAUGAGGUCUUUAAGGAGCUGGUCGAGGCCUUGAGCCAAUACCCUGAUCAAGAGGAAGAGGAGGAGGAGUCGGCUGCACCAGAGACAGUUGUGAAGAAGGACGACGAGCGGAUUCUGAGGAGCAGUUCUGCAGUGGAAGCAUCAGACGACAUCAGACCUGCCGUUGUGCCAUUUAGCAGGAGGAAGAGGAGAAGUACUACAGAGGCAAGAGACCUGUCCACCUGUAAGGCCAUUCCCAAUGAUAAGAUAUUUACAGCCAUCGCUUCAAUGUUCCCCUACAAGGGCAGCACAGAGGAGCUGAAGGAGAAGUACAGAGACUUAUUGGAGCCUCCUAACCCAGUGAAGCUGCCUCCUCUCUGCACUCCCAACCUGGAUGGACCCUACGCCAAGUCAGUGCAGAGAGAGCAGUCUUUGCACUCCUUUCACACUCUCUUCUGCAGACGUUGCUUCAAAUAUGACUGUUUCCUCCAUCCUUUCCAUGCCACGCCGAACGUUUACAAGAGGAAGAGCAAAGAAAUCCGCAUGGAGACGGAGCCGUGCGGAGACAACUGCUUCUUGUUACAGAAAGGGGCAAAAGAGUUUGUGGAGCAGAACAUGCUGAGGUCCCAAAGGUCCCGGAAGAGAAAGAAGGCUCCACGUUCCACCGGCUCCAGCUGCCCUGGGCCGUCCAACGAGGAGGGCAAAGAGGGCGACAGUGACCACGAGACCACCUCUUCCUCUGAGGGGAAUUCUCGGUGCCAGACGCCCACUAAAGUGCGUGUGGGAGAGGAGGAGGCGGAGCCUCAGGGCUGCUGUGUGGAGUGGAGCGGAGCAGAGGAGUCUCUCUUCAGAGUCCUUCACGGCACAUAUUUCAACAACUUCUGCUCCAUCGCACGCCUCAUCGGCACCAAGAACUGCAAAGAGGUAUAUGAGUUUGCUGCAAAGGAAGUCUUGAUCCAUAGAGUUCCUCUGGUGGAUGGCGGCAUCUCUCCUCAAAAGAAGAAAAGAAAACACAGGUUAUGGGCAAAGAUCCAGCUAAAGAAAGAUAACUCAUCCAAUCAGGUGUACAACUACCAGCCAUGUGACCACCCGGACCACCCAUGUGACAGCUCCUGCCCCUGCGUCAUGACCCAGAAUUUCUGUGAGAAGUUCUGCCAGUGCGAGACCGAGUGUCAAAACCGGUUCCCAGGCUGCAGGUGUAAGACCCAGUGUAACACAAAGCAGUGCCCGUGUUACCUGGCCGUGAGGGAGUGCGAUCCAGAUCUGUGCAUGACGUGUGGGGCGGCCGACCACUGGGACAGCAAGGUGGUGUCCUGCAAGAACUGCUCCAUCCAGAGAGGCCUCAAGAAGCACUUGCUCUUGGCUCCUUCUGAUGUGGCCGGUUGGGGCACCUUCAUCAAAGAACCUGUCCAGAAAAAUGAGUUUAUCUCGGAGUACUGUGGAGAGCUCAUCUCCCAGGAUGAGGCGGACCGUCGUGGGCGGAUAUAUGAUAAAUACAUGUCCAGUUUCCUUUUCAACCUGAACAAUGACUUUGUUGUUGAUGCCACUCGUAAAGGCAACAAAAUUCGCUUUGCAAAUCAUUCGGUCAAUCCCAACUGUUACGCAAAAGUGGUGAUGGUGAACGGGGACCACCGGAUAGGGAUCUUUGCCAAACGAGCGAUACUGCAAGGAGAGGAGCUCUUCUUUGACUACAGAUACAGUCAAGCGGACGCCCUCAAAUACGUCGGGAUCGAGCGCGAGGUGGAGAUGACUUAGUCUGCCGUCUCUGUCCAUAACUUUUCAUCUGCCUGCCCCAUCAUCAUCAUCAUCAUCGCCUCUGCAGUGUCACACAUGGCCAGCAGGGGUCUGUGCCCACCCCCCUCUCUCAUUGCUGCAUUUCCAAAAAUAGCCCACGUCCCUCCCUGGUGUAUUGCAGGUGCCUGUUCAUUGAAGCUCUCCAUUUUGUGACAACCCAAGCUACAGUACUGUAACCAAGCUUAUCCAACAUUGUAAGCUAAAAAAAAAUACUAUCUAUCUGUAUGGUUCUAAUGCACUAAAGAAUAUACAAUGUUAUUUUUAUCUGUUGAAAAAAAUAAGACAUUUUAGACUGGGUUUGGUUUUAUGUCAGCGCAAGUAAUAAUACGGUAAUGCAUGUGCUAUCUUCUCCCAUAGUUACUAAGGCUUUUCUCCGGCGCUCUGUGGUCGUUAAUGUGAUGUUAACUUAAAGUGGAACGCAACAAAGUCAAUUUCUUUUGCAGCAGCGCCAACACUGUCUACAGUAUAUGCUAAAAUAAGCUAACGUGCAUCUAUAUAUCUACAAAAAAGGCAGACAAGAACCGACUGACUGAAUGUAACCAUAGGAGAUGGAGAAAACGAGGCGAGAAUCUGAAGACUUGAAGUGACGUAAUACAUAAACGACUCAUUUCCCACUUAGAGCACGCGGAAAUUUUAACAUUUUGAUUUAAUUUUGAUGCUCUUUCUUACUUAACAAGCACAUUUUUGGAUCCCAACUAACUUUGACAAUUAGAAUGAAAAAAAAUAUGUCAAACUGAUAAUGACAUAACUUCACUUCCUGGCAGUCCUAAAAUGGCCCCGCCCCCUUACCCCUCCUGCAACUAAAAAGCCCAAUAAUAUAAUGACUAAAUGCCCUUUUAAUACCAUCGAUUGUAUAAAAAUAUUCAAUGUGGAACAGCUCCAACGAUGCUUUUAGACACUAUAAUUUAUUUAUUUUACUUUUGUAAUGUAUUGAUCCAAGCAGGCAUAUAGAUGAAAAUAUAUAAGUAAUUAGUGUGAUGAUUAGAAAAUUAUUAAUUACACUUUAUUUCUUCAUUUGUCAUGUUUGGACGAGUGAUGUCACUUUUAACGCUAUAGCACUUAAAACAAAGGCACUUAACCUCGUUUUGCACUGACUGAAUCCUCUUUGUAAUACUGCGUCUGUAUUAAAGUGAUUAGAUUUUGGAUUAUGUCACUUUAAGCCUCUAGAUUCUAGCCUCUCACGGUCAAUGAUCUCAUUCCUGUUUUGAUUUUAAAAGUUAACCCAUUGUAUUGGUACAUGGUAUCUAGCACUUAAGAUGUUUACAUUACGUUAGGCCUUAGAGGCAAGUAACAAACUAAUUAACCUGUUGUCUUCCUAUGAAAUUAAAAUGAAGUGCCAAAAUGAAUCCACAUAAAACAGCUGUUACACUGUGGAUCUAUUGCAUCAUUGACAGAUUUAAGAGGUUUUAACAGUAUAUCAAAUCAAAUCUAUCUGUUUUUGACCAAAAAUAAAUUCCCCUGAUGUGAAUGUAACAUACCAUACAGAUACUGUUACUGAAGUCAUUUUUUUUUUAUUUAAAAACACACAUUGAACUGAGAUCUUUAAAUGGAAAUGAUCAAAUGGAGUUUACUGUUAUAUACAGCGUAUGCCUACAAAAUAAAAGUCUAACUUUAUACAUUAAA
Molecule: messenger RNA, 4372 nt
Organism: Periophthalmus magnuspinnatus
Lineage: Eukaryota; Metazoa; Chordata; Actinopteri; Gobiiformes; Gobiidae
Gene: ezh1
Product: enhancer of zeste 1 polycomb repressive complex 2 subunit
Exons: 20
Coding region: 413-2710 (765 amino acids)
Biological process (GO): chromatin remodeling
Molecular function (GO): protein binding; histone H3K27 methyltransferase activity
Source: RefSeq, a predicted model, not a curated record